This is a messenger RNA of Rosa rugosa (rugosa rose), 1679 nucleotides long. RefSeq names its product F-box/FBD/LRR-repeat protein At1g13570-like. The record is from RefSeq and is a predicted model, not a curated record. The coding region runs from base 9 to 1463 and encodes 484 amino acids. The transcript has 3 exons. NCBI's taxonomy places the organism in Eukaryota, Viridiplantae, Streptophyta, Magnoliopsida, Rosales, Rosaceae. Gene Ontology annotation, molecular function: protein binding.
UUUAACACAUGAGGAAGAGAAAGAAAAACAAUGAUAUUGGAAAUAACUUGGUGGACAGAAUUAGUGUGUUGCCUGAUGAAAUUUUAGCAAGUAUACUCUCUCUAUUGCCCCUGAAGGAAGCACAAGCUACUAGUGUUCUUUCUAGGCGAUGGCGCCAUAUGUGGGCGUCUACUGUUACUCUUAACUUUGAUAGUGCCCCAACCAUGUGGAGUUUCGUACACGGCUCUAUAUCUUCCAAGCCCUACAACCUCAAAUCGAAAGUAGAAGGCGAAAUCAGUAGGUUCGUCCCUUGGAUUAAUAGUGUGGUGAAACAGCAUAAUGUCCCGUGCAUUGAACUGUUCAGGGUUCGUUCUCCUCUAAAUCAAGAAUUCGCAGGUUCCAUUGAUAAAUGGAUCCAAUUUGCAAUGGAAAAGGGUGUUCAAACACUGGAGUUGGACUUUUCAGUCUUUGGAUGUGUUCCUCCAAUGUAUACUUUCCCCCAUGAUCUUAUCAAGCACUUGUGUGAUGGUCAUAUUCCAAUUCAAGGCCCUUGUGCAUGCAUUGGUUUGAAUUCCCUCAAAGUUCUUAAUUUCCAUUGUGUUAAUAUCGCUGGAGAAGUUCUUGAGUACUACUUGUCUAAUUGUCCAGUUCUUGAACGACUAUUAGUGCGUGAUUCUCCAUCUUUGAGUAAUCUAAGAGUUGUUGGUUCAUCAGUUGCAUUGAAGUAUCUACUCAUAGAAUACUGUAGAAACAUCAAAAGCAUUGAGAUUUGUGACACAAACCUCGUUUCAUUUAUAUAUGAUGGAGAUUGUAGAAAUUUGCUUCUUAGAAAUGUACCGCUGCUUGUUGAGGUAUCAGUUAGUAUGCCUUCCUGUAAGGACUGCAUAGAGGUUGCCUUCACUCAACUCUCAUGCCGUCUUUCUCAGUUAAAGAUUUUGAAACUGAAUCACCUUGGGAGAUACAAGAGAGAUCGUGUUCCUCAAUACAAGAAAGAUCUUUUGUUUCCUGUACUAGCAAGUCUCAAACAUUUGGAAUUAUGUCUCUACACAGAAGAUGAUUGUAUUCUUCUUCAAUUAACUUCCUUCCUUAAAGCCACUCCUAACUUGGAGGGUCUUGCGCUUGUGUUGAAUCCAGCAUUUCCUUGGAUAAGAGAAAUUAAAUAUAAAGCUGCCAAAUGCUCCCAUCAACAUCUCCAGGUAGUGCAACUAGUAGCAUAUGAUGUAGUACAUGGUUCUAGCGCAUAUCAUCUCGAAGUUGUAAAGUACCUGAUCAAGAGUGCUGUUGAACUUAAGAAAAUCUUAAUUACUCCUAAUGCUGACGAUGAGGAAAAGAAGGACAGAGUGAAGAAGGAUAUCGAAGAAGAGGUGAAGAAACAGAAGGCAAGAAAUCAUUCUAGAAACCAGCUUAUAGAAGGAGUUCCUUUAACCAUAGCUUUUGUUGAAUAUAAUUAUGAGACGAAGUCCAAAUUUGCGUGCCUGUAUUAGGCCGUGUUGGUCAACUAGUUGAGAUGUUCUGUUUUGAAGCAGAGUCAUGUUGAUGCUUUGCCAAUAAAUGUACUAAAAAUGCUCUGGAAUUUCUUGGCUAAGGCAGACAACAACAGUUUAAUGUAUUAAAAAGGCUCUAGAGUUUCUUUCGAGUGCAGCUCUUCUUUCUCUGCUGUACUUCACCAUCGCUAUUGACUUUGACUUCUGUUCCAGAAC